Eremomyces bilateralis CBS 781.70 is the source of this 3124-nucleotide messenger RNA. RefSeq names its product PXA-domain-containing protein. Gene Ontology annotation, cellular component: intracellular membrane-bounded organelle. Gene Ontology annotation, molecular function: phosphatidylinositol binding. NCBI's taxonomy places the organism in Eukaryota, Fungi, Ascomycota, Dothideomycetes, Eremomycetales, Eremomycetaceae. The transcript has 2 exons. The record is from RefSeq and is a predicted model, not a curated record. The coding region runs from base 105 to 2864 and encodes 919 amino acids.
CAUGUUAAUGUCCCUUGCAGUUGUGCAUGCAUCUCGCUAUCCACCCGACUCUAGAUUCCAAAAGAUGCUCCUCCGCGGGGCCCAUAUAGCUGAGAGACGGGAUUAUGGAACUUCGUAGACGCCAUGUCAUCCUAGCCGUCCUUGCUGUCUUUAUCGCAUGGGGAUAUGCUACCCACUGGGUUCCCUCCAUCCGAUGGAUCCCAUACGCCUUCGUGUCCGGCGUUGUCGCAACGGUCGCAAUAUCCCUCUGGCUCAUCCUCACCACGGCUCGGAGAAAACGAGCCCUCCAACGACCACGAACUCAGAAAGAAGACCGCAUCGCGUUCAUCGCUCCCCAAACCUGGCAGCUCGAAACCGCCGCGCAACGUCGCCAUCUCCUCUACCGCCGCGAUCCCAUCUACCCCCCCUCCUCCGAGGUCUCCCAAGCCGCCGACCGCCUCCUCAACCUCAUCCUCCGCGACUUCGUGCAAUCCUGGUACUCCAAGAUCAGCCCGCGCCCCACCUUCACCAACGAAGUCGACCGCGCCAUCCGCACCGCCCUGAAGAACAUCCUCGACCGCGUCCUUGCGCUCGACCUCGUCGACAUCGUUGUCUCGCGCCUCAUCCCCAUCGUCACCGAGCAUCUGCGCGACUUCGACGAGGCCGAGCGCGCGGUGCGGGGAAGGAAGUUGAGCCGCAGCGUCACCGAAUCCGAGGAGCUGGAUCUGGCCAUUGCGGCGAAGUUUCGGGAGGGCAAGCUGCAUGCAGCGGCGAGUUUGGCAUAUGCGAACCCGAAGACCGCGCAGCAGCAGCAUCUGAGAGGGAUCGUGACACGGUGUCUGACCCUGCUGCUCCCGGAGGACAUGACUAAGAGCGCGUCGGUCGUGGUGCUGGUGAAGGAGAUUGUAUCGUGUGCGGUGCUCUAUCCCGUGACGCAGGCGCUGAUCGACCCGGAUACAUGGAAUAAAUUGCUGGAGGGAUAUGGGCGCGCAUUUCUUCAAGAGCGGAAGACGGUCCGAAAGUUACGGGCUGCCCUCGACGAGCACGCUCCGCCGUCCCCAAAGUCAGGUAAACCCGCUGUUUUCCCGAAGCUGUCCGCGAAUGAUAGCGAGCGGCGGUUCGAGCGAUUCAUCCGAGCGGUCCGGAAAUGCAACAAUCUCUCGGACGCGCGUCGGUUCCGGAGCGAGGUGGCCAGCCAACUAUGGAAAGAGUCCAACGAGGAAGGGCAGGAUCCGCUGUACCUGCGACGGCUGGAAACGGGGAAGCGCAUGCUGGAUCAGAAGAUCGCGAGUCUGGGCGCGGGGGCGUUCGGGAAGCCGAAGUUGUCGUUGCAGCCGCCGGGGCAGGCGACGCCGUCGUCAACGCUGGAAAACGCCGCGUUGCGGGAGGUGUUGUAUAACGCCUCGGGGCUAUCGUGCUUCAUGGAGUAUAUGGAGCGACUGGGCCUUAUCCGCCUCGUGCAGUUCUGGAUCGUCGUCGAUGGGUUCCGCAACCCGCUCGAAGUCGACACGGACGACCCGUCGGAAUACGUGGGCGGCGACGCAUAUUGGACCGAGUCCGACCGCACGGAUCUGGCGCAGAUCAACGGCGGGUAUCUAUCGAAGCCGGAAUUGAAGGUCUCGCCAGUGGCGAAGGAAGCGGUGAAGUCGUUCCUAAGAGCCGGGAAAGAAGCGACUGGGGCACAAUAUCACGCGGCAAGACGGGCGGUCCUGGAGGCGCAGACGGCCGUGUACGAGGAGAUGCAGGAUGUGCACUUCCGGAACUUCAAGAAGACAGAUCUCUGGUUCAAGCUUCUGGCAUCGGAAGAACGAGAAGCGAUCCCCGCUCCACCCAGCCCUACAUCUUCCCUCGGCCAGGUGGAGGAGUUCAGAAAACAUGCGGCUCCUAAACCUCGGAAUGCCCGCCUGAGCACAACCAACGCAUUGAAGCCAACCGACCUCCGACGAGCGGUCGUCUCCGCGACGAAUCUACGAGACGUAGCCCGAUCCGAGAACGGGGACGAGUCUCCCCGACGAUCACUCGACGAUUCCAACCGUGCACCCCUCUUCGACGACGAACCCAGCGCCGACCCCUUAGCUGACUCCGUCCAAAGCCUCGACUCCGACCCCGGCCCCGCAAAAAACGUGCAAGACCCCAAAGUCGUCGACGCCAUGCAGACCGCGCUGAACCACAUCCUCGAGGAACCACCCGACCCCGACUCGCUGUUCUCCGACCCCGCCGUCCGCUCCCCCCCCGACGCCGACUCGCUCCGCAGCUCGCUGGACAUCCCGCGGGCCGGGUCUCCCGCGCUGAAAAAGGGGAAGCUCAGCAUCGCGUCGCUGGGCCUCGUCGGCGGGCCGGCGAGCCGCGGCGUGUUCCACGACGACCUUUUCGGCGACGAACAGAAGUUCAUCGAGGACGAACGGGAGGACAGCGAUGAUAUCAAGACGCCCGUGGAGGACGAGAUCCACGAAGCGGCGCCGGGCGACCUCGGCCUCGCUGAGGCGAUCGACGCGCUGACGGGGGACAUCGAGAAGCUGGUGACGCAGGAGGCAAUCGUGGAUUCGCUGAUGAAGAAGGCGGAGCUGACGAACAAUGCGGCGGAGCUAAGGAUCUUGCGGAAGUCGAAGACGAGCUUGCAGCGAGAGAUUAGUCGGAAGGAGUUGCAGCGGCAGCAGUAUAUCGUGCAGGAGAGCGAGAGUAGUUUGUUUGGGCGGGCGACGAUUUCGAUUACGUCGAUCAUGGUGGGGCAGGAGCCGGAUGGGAAGGAGUACGCUUUGUGUAAGUUUCCGGUUUUUAUAUUCGCGGUCGAACGGGAAUUGACAUAUUUCAGAUGUGAUCGAAGUGCGGCGGGAAGCUGGCGAGCAGAUGCCAGCGGCUGCAUGGGUUGUCGCUCGGCGAUAUAGCGAGUUCCAUGAACUGAACAAGCGACUCCGUGCUCGGUAUUCGCAGGUGCGAAACCUGGAGUUCCCACGACGGCAGAUGGUGUUGAAGCUGCAGAAAGACUUCCUACAGAAGCGGCGGAUCCUCCUCGAGCGAUAUCUCCAAGAACUCCUCCUCAUUCCCGCUAUCUGCCGCAGCCGCGAACUCCGCGCGUUCCUCUCCCAAGCCUCUAUCGCCCACCGCAACCCUCAAGACCCCCAAGCCGACACCCGCGACUUCGUCU